Messenger RNA from Botrytis byssoidea, 537 nucleotides. RefSeq lists its product as uncharacterized. The record is from RefSeq and is a predicted model, not a curated record. Lineage: Eukaryota; Fungi; Ascomycota; Leotiomycetes; Helotiales; Sclerotiniaceae. The transcript has a single exon. Bases 1 to 537 code for a protein of 178 amino acids.
AUGACCACCUCCCACGCGCGCCCAGACACCGAAGCAAUCCCCUACCAAGGCGAGCCCCUCCCACACGUCGCCUCGGACCUCAUAAUCCCCAACGUCCUCUCCUUCGACUGCGACGAGAGGCUCUGGGUACCACAGGCCCCCAACGUCUGGUUUCGUCCGCUCGUGCUCUGCGUUUCCCAGGGCUAUUUCGUCAACAUCCUACGAGUGCGUCGCUCUGGGAUUCUUUCACGACAUCGGAAUUCCGGUCCUGUGCAUGCGACGACGCUGCGGGGAAAAUGGCAUUAUCUGGAGCAUGAUUGGUGGGCUACCGAAGGAAGCCAUGCUUUUGAGCCGCCGGGGGAUAUCCAUACAUUAGAAGUGCCGGAGGGAGUGGAGGAGAUGAUUACGCUGUUUCAUGUUACGGGUGCUUAUAUUUAUGUUGAUCCCGCUGGUAAUCCGGUGGGGGUGGAGGAUGUUUUCUCGAAGCUUUCGAGCGCAAAAGCACAUUAUGAAAAGGUUGGGUUGGGCGCAGAUUUUGUCGAUCAGUUUGUGAGGUGA